UUUAAUCUCUCACUUUAAUUUCCUUCUUCAAUCUUUUUUCUUUCUUUCUUUGUUUUUUUUCUCCAUGUCCCCAUAACCCUUUGCAUGAACAAACAAACCCUCAAUCUUUCUUCUCCAACAAAAAAUUAACCUAAUUUCUCACACACAACACAAACUUCCCACCACUAAAACAAACAAGAAAAGAACAAAAAACCCAAAAACCCAAAGUGAUCAAUAUGUCCGCAGCCGUCGCCGCCGCAGCCGCCGCCGCGUCUAUAGCCAGCUCAGCAGCCAGUUCCGACGCCAUCUUCAACGGCCACCACCAAUCCCUCCUCUCCAUCACCCCCUCACCGGCGCCGCCGCCGCAGCAGCCGCCGUCGCUGAGCCGUUACGAGUCGCAGAAGCGGCGCGACUGGAACACAUUCGGACAGUACCUGAAGAACCACCGCCCCCCGCUGACCCUCUCCCGCUGUAGUGGGGCCCACGUGCUGGAGUUCCUCCGUUACCUCGACCAGUUCGGGAAAACCAAGGUUCACUCCGACACCUGCCCCUUCUACGGGAAGCCCCAGCCGCCGGCGCCCUGCCCCUGCCCGCUCCGGCAGGCUUGGGGCAGCCUCGACGCCCUCAUCGGCCGCCUCCGGGCAGCCUUCGAGGAGAACGGCGGUAAGCCCGAGACCAAUCCCUUUGGCGCACGCGCCGUCAGGCUCUACCUUAGGGAGGUCCGGGACUCCCAAGCCAAGGCUAGAGGAAUUGCUUAUGAGAAGAAGAAGAGGAAGAAACCAACAACGACGUCAUCCCAACAAUAUUAUACUACUACUAACAAUAAUAAUAAUAAUAACAUUAAUCAUGUUACGCCAAGCUUGAGUGGUUUUGAUAAUCAUGAUGAUAAUUAUGAUCAUCGUAAUGGGAGUAUGAGUAGUUCAAGUGGUAGAGGCUCAAUCAGCUCAAUGAUACCUCUCUCAGUGUUAAAUUAGAAGAAGAUUAUUGCAUGGAAAUGGAAGUAAGCUAACUAGGUUAUCUAGAUAUAUAUAAAUGUGAUUUCUAGUGUCACUUGUUUUUUUCUAUUUUGGUGGGCUAAUAUGUAAUGUUGUGGUGUUUAUUUAUAAUAUAUAUGGUAGCUAGCUAUGUAGCUAGAAGUUUAGAUUGCAUAGCGUAUUUUGGGCAUUUUUUGCCGUUUGUGUUGAAAAAUAUCAAUGAUGACAUUGAUCAUGCAUCAAUUGUUAUUUUGGAGCUAAGAUUUGUGUUUCUUGAAUCUUGAUGGAGUAUGACUGUUUGGCUUAAUUUGGUGUAUAAUGUAGGAUUUGUUUUGAUGCUUCUAUUUGCUUAAUUUCCUCGGUUGUUGGAACAUGUUUGUUUUGAUUGGAACGAUGUUGUUGUUCGAUCGA
Molecule: messenger RNA, 1364 nt
Organism: Morus notabilis
Lineage: Eukaryota; Viridiplantae; Streptophyta; Magnoliopsida; Rosales; Moraceae
Product: protein LIGHT-DEPENDENT SHORT HYPOCOTYLS 4
Exons: 1
Coding region: 216-953 (245 amino acids)
Biological process (GO): response to light stimulus; mRNA transcription
Cellular component (GO): nucleus
Source: RefSeq, a predicted model, not a curated record